Messenger RNA from Colletotrichum orchidophilum, 1596 nucleotides. RefSeq lists its product as uncharacterized. The transcript has a single exon. NCBI's taxonomy places the organism in Eukaryota, Fungi, Ascomycota, Sordariomycetes, Glomerellales, Glomerellaceae. The record is from RefSeq and is a predicted model, not a curated record. The coding region runs from base 1 to 1596 and encodes 531 amino acids.
AUGCCGAAUUCGGGAGACAUUGCCUAUGUCGAAAAACGCUCGUCUUCGUCUGCAGACGAUUUCGACCUCGACGAUGAACACAAGGAGCCAUUGCUUCCCGGCUCGGCCUCGAUCUCGCGCAGGAGGCAACGAGGGACUAUACUUGCAUGGCUGAAAGGACGGCCAAAGUCGUUGCUGAGGACUUUCCGUCGCCAACCGAGAUCUCUCCCGCGACUGCUACUCCGAUACACAUUCAUGUUUAUACUCUUCAUCCUUGUGACUACCCCGAUCUUCUUCCCGUCGUACACGCGCCACCCGAAGCACUACAAGGAUCUGAGGAAGAGGUGCCUGGUAUCCGACAGCUUGUCUGGUUGCGCCAACCUGCAAAACGAAAAGGUCUUCAUCGCCGUCAGCUUGUUUGAUCCCGAGGGCAAGAUUGCAGGAGGAGAAUGGGCCAAGAAUGUAUUGGACCUGAUCCACCUGAUUGGCGAGGACAACACUUUUCUGAGCAUCUACGAAAACGACAGCGGUGACUUGGGCACUGCUGCUUUGGAGGAGUUUAAGAAAAAUGUCCCAUGCAAACACAAGAUCAUCAGCGAGGGCCAGGUCGAUUACAACGUCUUCCCGCAUGUCACCAUGCCUGACGGAACACAGAGGUUGAAGCGCUUGGCAUAUCUGUCCGAGAUGCGCAAUCGCGCACUCUAUCCAUUGGACCAGUACGACACGGAUGCAGGGGUUGUCAAGUAUGACAAGAUCUUGUUCCUCAAUGAUGCUCUCUUUGCACCGGUAGACGCUGCCCACCUGCUAUUCAGCACGAAUGCCGGCGAAGACGGCCGAGCUCACUACCUUUCGGCGUGCUCCCUGGACUAUGAUUGGAAUCCCUUCCUCGAGUACGACCUCUAUGCGCAGCGCGACGCUGAGGGUUACUCCAACGGCAUACCCCUCUUUCCCUACUUCACCAAAAAGGGCCAGGGAAUCUCGCGCAAGGCCAUGAUCUCCCAGACGGACGCGGUACCUGUCAAGAGCUGCUGGGGUGGAAUGGUGGCUAUGCAGGCCAAGUACAUCCAGAACAUGGAGACGAAGCUGCCGACCAAGGACUGGCAGGCUGUCGCGCACCACGUUAUCAACCCAGACCACCCUCACAAUGCGACAAGGCCAGUCCGAUUCCGCUAUGAACCCGAGGUAUACUUUGACGCCUGCGAAUGCUGUCUAUUUCUUGCCGACGUCACGAGUGUUGCGGACAAGGCCGGCGAGCCGGACAUGGGCGUCUUUGUGAACCCGUACGUGCGCGUGGCCUACCGCAAGAGGACCCAACGCCUUGAGCGCGUGAUUCGCCAUUGGGAAAGGCUCAUGGCCCUGCCGCAAGAAAUCAUCACGUAUUUUUCACGGUUCCCGACCCCGAACCCCCACAGGGAGGUCGUCGAGGGCCAACGCUUCAUGGAGGAGAUUUACCAGCGCCGAGAGGGGUGGAAGAUGGUUGAGCGGACGGGACGCAACGGCAUGUUCUGCGGAGUCCGUGAGAUGCAGCUCAUCAAGGAGGGCCCGCGCAACGGACGCAACUGGGAGAACUACUACAACAUCCCGUGGGCGGAGCAGCAGUUGAACUUUCCCAUCUAA